This is a messenger RNA of Aaosphaeria arxii CBS 175.79, 486 nucleotides long. RefSeq lists its product as uncharacterized. NCBI's taxonomy places the organism in Eukaryota, Fungi, Ascomycota, Dothideomycetes, Pleosporales. The coding region runs from base 1 to 486 and encodes 161 amino acids. The record is from RefSeq and is a predicted model, not a curated record. The transcript has a single exon.
AUGCUACACCUCCUCCUCCCCACCCUCCUCUCCACCCUCCUCCUCCUCACCACCCCAACCCACGCCACCAACUCCACCAUCCUCGUGAAAAACAACUGCCCCUUCCCGCUCUACAUCACCAGCGUCUCCUCGACCGUCGGCCCCACGAUCCCCCUCGGCGGCGGCGGCGGCACCUGGACGGAACCCCAACACAAAGACCCCCUAACCGGCAUCGCGAUCAAAGUCGCCGUCGCGCAGGACGCGCUGUACGCCUCGAAGCCGGUGCUGACGUUCGGGUACACGGUCGACUACGGCGUUCCGGAUGUGUACUACGAUUUGACGACUACGUAUGGGUUUGCGGAGGAGCUGAGGGGCAAGAAGAUUGCGGUUAAGGGGGACGAGGGGAAGGGGGUGCCUGGGAUUACGUGGGAGGGCGCGCCGCCGGGGGAGCAGCAGACGAAGAGGUUUGUUGGGACGACGGAUUUGACGCUUGAGGUUUGCUCUUGA